UCCCGGAAACGGUCCCAGAGGACCGGAAGUGACCCUCUUUAUUUCUCUGCCUCACGUGGUGCUGGCAGGAAGUGACGCGCGUGGCCCGGGAGCUGCGGACGCAGAGGCCGACGGAGCUGGAGUCGCGGACGCCGCGGGGUCUCCGGGACAGGAACCCUCAGUGCUGUGUCUAGAUUCUGCAGGGGAGGUUUGCUGGGACCUUGACCCCACCCAGCCAGCGAAAUGGCAGCCACACUCGAUUUGAAAUCAAAGGAGGAGAAGGAUGCUGAGUUGGACAAGAGGAUCGAGGCUCUUCGGCGGAAGAAUGAGGCCCUCAUCCGGCGCUACCAGGAGAUUGAGGAAGACCGUAAGAAAGCUGAACUUGAGGGAGUCGCUGUCACAGCUCCCCGAAAGGGCCGCUCAGUGGAGAAGGAGAAUGUGGCAGUGGAGUCGGAGAAGAACCUGGGUCCUUCCCGGAGGUCUCCUGGGACCCAUCGGCCCCCAGGGGCCAGCAAGGGGGGCCGGACUCCUCCACAGCAGGGAGGCCGGGCUGGCAUGGGCCGAGCAUCACGCAGCUGGGAGGGCAGUCCCGGGGAGCAGCCUCGAGGAGGAGGAGCUGGGGGCCGUGGCCGGAGGGGCCGGGGCCGGGGUUCCCCUCACCUCUCUGGAACUGGAGACACCUCAAUCUCCGACCGUAAAUCUAAGGAGUGGGAGGAGCGGCGCAGGCAGAACAUUGAGAAGAUGAACGAGGAGAUGGAGAAGAUCGCCGAGUACGAGCGCAACCAGCGGGAAGGGGUGCUCGAACCCAACCCGGUGCGGAACUUCCUGGAUGACCCCCGUCGACGCAGCGGGCCCCUGGAGGAAUCUGAGCGGGACCGCCGGGAGGACAGCCGCCGGCAUGGCCGCAACUGGGGGGGCCCUGAUUUUGAGCGGGUGCGCUGUGGCCUUGAGCAUGAGCGGCAGGGCCGCCGAGCUGGCCAGGGCAGUGCUGGAGACAUGACGUUGUCCAUGACGGGCCGGGAGCGGUCGGAGUACCUGCGCUGGAAGCAGGAGAGGGAGAAGAUCGACCAGGAGCGGCUGCAGAGGCACCGCAAACCCACUGGCCAGUGGCGGCGCGAGUGGGACGCCGAGAAGACUGAUGGGAUGUUCAAGGAUGGCCCAGUCCCUGCCCAUGAACCAUCCCACCGCUAUGAUGACCAGGCCUGGGCCCGGCCCCCGAAGCCCCCUACGUUUGGGGAGUUCCUGUCCCAGCGCAAAGCUGAGGCCAGCAGCCGCAGGAGGAGGAAGAGCAGUCGGCCCCAGGCCAAGGCAGCGCCCCGGGCCUACAGUGACCAUGAUGACCGCUGGGAGACAAAAGAGGGGGCAGCAUCCCCCACCCCUGAGGCUCCACAGCCCACUUCCCCUGUGGAGACAUCCACGCAGCGACCCAAGAUGCCAGCUCCUGCCCACCAGCCUCCCGAAGACAAGGGGGAAGAGAACGAGGGGGAAGAGGAUGAAGAAUGGGAGGACAUAAGUGAGGACGACGAGGAGGAGAUCGAGGCGGAGGAAGGUGAUGAGGAGGAGGAACCACCCCAAGACCACCAAGCCCCAGAGGCCGCCCCCACUGGGAGCCCCUGCAGUGAGCAGGCCCACGGAGUCCCCUUCAGUCCAGAGGAGCCCCUGCCGGAGCCCCAGGCCCCUGGCACGCCUUCCAGCCCUUUCUCACCACCCAGCGGCCACCAGUCCGUGUCCGAUUGGGGUGAAGAGGUGGAGCUGAAUUCUCCCCGGACCACCCACCCGGCUGGCGCCCUCUCUCCGGGUGAGGCCUGGCCUUUUGAGACUGCAUGAAGCUGGCUGCCUGUGUGUGUGUGUGUGUGUGUGCGUGCGCGCGCGCAAGUGCGCGUGCCCUGGAGGGGUGUGGCUGGUGGGGGACCCUUGGGGGCUGGGCCCUGGGACCCAGUGUGCCCUACAGCCCUGGUGGCUGUUGGUUGGGGGGCAGCCCAUGCUCUUCUGUAAGGUCAUGCCCUUCUCUGGAAUGCCUCCUCCCAGAGCCUGCCCCAGCCCUUCGAGCCCCCUCCCCAAUAAAGAAUUCACAUUCUCAAAUGA
Molecule: messenger RNA, 2064 nt
Organism: Piliocolobus tephrosceles (Ugandan red Colobus)
Lineage: Eukaryota; Metazoa; Chordata; Mammalia; Primates; Cercopithecidae
Gene: CCDC9
Product: coiled-coil domain containing 9
Exons: 12
Coding region: 223-1806 (527 amino acids)
Source: RefSeq, a predicted model, not a curated record